AUGGACAUGAGCAUAAGUCAAAAUGGGAGCUUAAGAAACAUUUCUCUUUGUUAUGAACAUCAUCCUAACUCCUGUCAGAGGUUCAUCUAUCCGCUGGCUGUGCGAGUGAUCAUAUAUUUUGCCAUUGGUGUCAUUGUACUUCUUACAUUAUUUGGAAAUCUUCUGGUGAUCAUAGCCAUAACUCAUUUCAAGCAGCUGCACACACCAACUAACUACCUCACCCUGUCUCUGGCUGUAGCUGACCUGCUUGUAGGAGGGGUUGUGAUGCCUCCUAGCAUGAUACGCUCUGUGGAGACUUGCUGGUAUUUGGGGAGUUUAUUCUAUCGAUACUAUGCUGUAUGUCACCCCCUGCUGUACCACAGUAAGAUAACCCCUGCUGCUACUCUAGUCAUGAUCGUUGUUUGUUGGAGUUUUUCUGCUGCUCCAGCACUGGUAAUAAUGUUUCCACCUCUCAGUAAGGACGACAAGUCUUACCAGGACAACGUGGCCUGCAAAGGACUCUGUGUGAUCUCGCUAGCACCCAUGGCAAGCCUCACAGCUUCACUGUUCUAUUUUUACACACCUGCUAUAAUCAUGCUUUGUAUGUAUCUGAAGAUAUAUCUCGUUGCACAGAGACAAUCACGUUCAAUACACAAUGCACAACAAACGAAAACACGCAAGGAGAAUACAAGCAUCAGCAAGUCUGAGAGAAAAGCCACUAAGACAUUAGCAGUAGUCAUGGGAGUUUUCUUACUGUUUUAUGCACCAAUUUUUUUCUAUAGCAUUAUUAUUCCUGUCUCUGGUUAUAUCGGUCCCCCUCAAUUGUUUGAACUGCUGAGUUGGAUUGGUUAUUCAAAUUCAGCAUGUAAUCCUAUUGUAUAUGCAUUCUUUUACCAGUGGUUUAGAAGGGCACUCAAAGUUAUUGUCUUUGGUAAAAUAUUUAAGCAAAACUCUUCAAGAUUAAAGUUAUCAUCAGAAUAG
Colossoma macropomum (tambaqui) is the source of this 960-nucleotide messenger RNA. Its product is annotated as trace amine-associated receptor 1-like. Bases 1 to 960 code for a protein of 319 amino acids. The record is from RefSeq and is a predicted model, not a curated record. Gene Ontology annotation, biological process: G protein-coupled receptor signaling pathway. Gene Ontology annotation, molecular function: trace-amine receptor activity. Gene Ontology annotation, cellular component: membrane. NCBI's taxonomy places the organism in Eukaryota, Metazoa, Chordata, Actinopteri, Characiformes, Serrasalmidae. The transcript has 2 exons.